AUGGUGAGACGGGUGUGCCAUUUGUCGCUGUGGAGUAAGUCCCUUCGGCCUCGGGCUCGCUUCGUCGGUGCAUGCUCCGGUACCGGUGAGAGGUCAGUAAGGGUGGUGGCUACCGGAUCUGGUGCCUUGGCAUCGUUUCCUGGUGGCUCUUGUACAGGAGUCUUGUCUCGUCCGGUGCCUCGUCUGGAUCCAAUGGUGGCAACGGCGAGGUGGUGCAGAGUUUACAAAGGGGCCGCUGGAGGUUUCCUGGUGUGGUGGAGAGUGGAGCUGCUUGGCUUUCUUGCUGCUCUCCGGCAGCAUGAACGGCUCCAGGAUCAGGUAUGUAUAUAA
Messenger RNA from Miscanthus lutarioriparius, 330 nucleotides. The record is from the annotation of a GenBank genome assembly. NCBI's taxonomy places the organism in Eukaryota, Viridiplantae, Streptophyta, Magnoliopsida, Poales, Poaceae.